AUGUUCGCCGCCAGCUUGCUGGCCACGGCGGCGUUCAUUUCAUCUACAAUCGCAACACCAAUGUUUGGAGCACGCUCCGCUGUCGCAAAGAGGGCUCCGUCUCAACCAAGCUUGGCAGUCUACUGGGGACAAGGACCAAACCAGAAACGUCUGGCCGAAUUCUGCGCGGAUACUACCAUGGACAUCAUCCCCAUCGGUUUCGUCAAUGUCUUCCCCGAUCAAACAGGUGGCCCGGGAACGAACUACGGGAAUGCUUGUGGCGGUGUCACCUGGAAGUCGCCAGAGGGUGUCCAGACCAAUGUCUUCACGACGUGUGGUCAAAUCGCGACUGAUGUCGCCAUCUGCCAGGGCAUGGGCAAAAAGAUUCUUGCCUCGAUUGGCGGUGCUGAGUCUGGAAACUUCAUCGCCACCUCAGACUCUGCAAAGGACUUUGCCGACUUUCUUUGGGGUGCAUUCGGUCCAGUCCAGGAUCCUACCUUGGUGGAUUACCCCCGACCGUUUGGCCUGAAUACUGUCGUCGAUGGUUUCGACUUGGACAUCGAGUCAGGAAGCAACUUUGGAUACGCCGACCUAGUAAAUCAAUUGCGAGUCCGGUUCCAGGAAGACACUUCCAAGAGCUACAUCAUCUCGUCGGCACCACAGUGUGUUGUGCCGGAUGCUCAUCUGGACGACGCCAUCAAAAACUCCGUCAUCGAUUAUGUGUACGGACCACACCCUGACUCUCGUCCCCUUGUUGAGAAUGCAUUGCUAACUCUUGCUAGAUUUGUCCAAUACUACAACACCGAUUCCUGCUCGGCAGCAUCGUUGUUCAGCUCAGGUUCCCUCAACACUGCCGCCGACAUCACUUUUGGCUGGGCCCAAUGGCUCAAGCAGAACUCCAAGAACCAGAACAUCAAGAUGUUCUUGGGUCUGCCCGCGUCAAACAUCGCCGCUAAUCCCAACCACUACCUGAGCCUGGACCAAGCCCAGGCUUUGAUCGAGCAGUAUGCGUGCUCAAGCACGUAUCAGUCUCUAUUCGGAGGUGUGAUGCUUUGGGAGGCGACCUACUCGGACAACAACCAGCAGAACGGGAAGAGCUAUGCUGCCAACAUCAAGGAUAUCUUUGGCAAGCUCUCUUGCGCACCGCCAACGACGACGAGCACAUCGACGACGACCACUACCACAACCACCACCACCACGACAACAACCACUACUACUACCACCACUACGACCACCACGACAACCACAACGACUUCGCCAAUUCCCACCACGACCACCACGACCACCACAACCACUACUAGCGAAGUGGUUGCCCCCACCUCGACCUCGACCUCGUCUUCGACCACGACAACCACCACCGAGAUUCCGGCCGUAACAACGUCGAGCACUACGUCGUCGUCCCCUGUUCCAACCACCACAUCUGAAAGCACAACCACGACCACUUACAGCCAUAGUCUCGGACCGAUUGGUGGAUCUACGACGACCAGCUCCGAGUCUUCUUCCACGUCCACCUCGACCACAACCACCUACAGCAACACGCUUGGACCUAUUGGUGGAUCUACAACCACAAGCAGCUCGACUACAACCACCGUCAGCAGUACGCUUGGCCCCAUUGGUGAAACCACGACGACAAGCAGCUGGACCACAACCACGUACAGUCACACUCUCGGCCCCAUUGGGGAAACAACAACUACAAGCAGCACCGUGCCACCGGCUGUGACCACCAGCUCAUAUAGCCACUCGCUGGGCCACGGCUCGUCCACUUCGUCGGUCUAUGUCAGCCCUGCAACAACUUCUAGCGCUUCUGCCGCAUCCACGACCGGCUGGCAAUGGGGAGACUGGACUUCCGCGGGCAGCAGCCCGGUUGAUCCCACCUCGACGAAGACCACAACGACAAGCGCGCCGGUGAGCUGGGCAGACUGGUCUGCCACAACGAGCGCAACUGGUCAGUACACGGUCACCGUGUGGACUACGGUAUACACCGAUAUCGGCCCCAACGGCUACACCACGCAUCCGUACCACUACACCACCACAGUCCCUGUUGCAGCAGCCACCACCACUGCACCAUUCGUGUGGCCCACUAACGCUGACGGAUGCCCCCGGGGAUUCCACACCACGGUGACGGUCUGCUCUGUGUGCGCUCCCACCGUGGUUACAGUGACUUUGACUGUUCCCGAGGCCACCGCUACGGCCGUUAUGACCCAGACUGUUGUGCCUGUCCGGCCCACAGACGUCGCAGCAGCGCCCGUGCACCCGUCCGGAACUGAGACUCCAGUCGCCGCUGCGUCCUCGACCUGGACCUACUCACAGCCUGCUGGUAACGGAGCCAGUACCCCCGUCGCAGCAGCAACCACCUCUGCGGGAAGCAACAGCGGAUGGCUCGCCCCGUCUCCCUCGUCUGCGUCCUCCACUCCUGUUGCACCUAUCAGCAUCACCCCCUUCACGGGCGGUGCCACUGCUGCCCAGAGCCAGCUGCCCGGCACCAUGCUGAGCGUGGUCCUCUGCGCCGCCGUUGCGAUCAGCGGGUUGUUCUUGUAA
Fonsecaea nubica is the source of this 2517-nucleotide messenger RNA. RefSeq lists its product as hypothetical. Gene Ontology annotation, cellular component: extracellular region. The record is from RefSeq and is a predicted model, not a curated record. Lineage: Eukaryota; Fungi; Ascomycota; Eurotiomycetes; Chaetothyriales; Herpotrichiellaceae. Gene Ontology annotation, molecular function: chitinase activity. Bases 1 to 2517 code for a protein of 838 amino acids. Gene Ontology annotation, biological process: carbohydrate metabolic process. The transcript has 2 exons.